Aspergillus heteromorphus CBS 117.55 is the source of this 2815-nucleotide messenger RNA. RefSeq names its product putative protein kinase. The record is from RefSeq and is a predicted model, not a curated record. Gene Ontology annotation, biological process: protein phosphorylation. NCBI's taxonomy places the organism in Eukaryota, Fungi, Ascomycota, Eurotiomycetes, Eurotiales, Aspergillaceae. The transcript has a single exon. Gene Ontology annotation, molecular function: protein kinase activity; ATP binding. The coding region runs from base 422 to 2707 and encodes 761 amino acids.
UUCUCCUGCAUCCAAGCCCCUCGGUGUCACCUCAGUGGUCUGCUCCGAGUACCCAACUUGACCAAGGUGGUAGCUCCACUCCCCGACGCACGUCCUUUGAAUGACCUCUUGGCUUGGAAUCUGAUGGAAGGCAAAGGCACCUGGAGCUAUUCCCGAACCGAAUUCAAUAGAACCCGUGGCAUCUUCCUCCCACAUCCAACGCCAGGGGUUUCCAUCUCUGCCCGCGCAAUGAAGCCAGCCCUAUAGUCCAGCGCACCGUUUGGAUGUAUAUACAUACGCAGGGAAUAUAACUAUAGCGCCGCGCUGCCCACGCCCACUUCACUAGAUGGACAGACUAUACCCGUUCUGCUUGGCUUUGGUGUGGCCUUAACUCCGAUCCCUAUCUCCGCCCGAUUCUCUGUUGAUAUUGCACGUUUCCGAUAUGUCCAUGUUCAGGUCCCCUAACGAGCAAUCGUCGUCCGACUCGCAGUCCAGCUCGGAUGAGUGGGAGGACGAUGUUGCUGCGGAACACGAACACGAACACGAACACCCCCAGACAAAGGGGAAUGGCGCCCCCUUAUUACCCGCGGGGAAGGAUUCCGAAAAUCCCGAUGAUGCCGAACCGAACAAGGGUUUGCUGGAUGUCGACACCGAAGGCCAUGCCAACAUGAUGACGGCUUCCCUCCUGGAGUUCUUCUGCCUUACCCGGGCGGCGGAUAUUCUCAAUGCACAGAAGGGGUCCCAUCAGCGGUUCACGCGGGACUCGCCCGAGGUGAAAUACCUUGGAAAACAGAUGUACAUACAUAAAUCGCAGUUUCUUUCUUCGCAUGGAGUCCUGUCUCGGGGCAUUGAGAGGGAUGAGUAUGGGGCAACGAGGCAGUAUUAUCGGGAUAAUCUCGAUAGGCUCGGUAUGGCUGGACUCCAGCUUGACGAUGUCAAUGGGGCAACGCCGUCUAUUGCAGCGGGUGCUACAGACACAUCCCAGGCGCUGCAGCUCCGACCAAAUACGGCACAUACUGAUAUGCUUCCGUCAAUUCGCCAGGGCUUCGGGAUGGCAGACGGUAAGCAGCGACUAAUUGGCAACGACGGCGCCAAUCCGUUGGAAAACAUCCAGCUGGACAUGCGCUCUCUGCUCAAUCGGCCGUUGCAUCUUCCUGGGAGCUCCCCCGUCAGCUAUCCUCUGUUCCAGCCAACCCCGCCGCCUCCAAACGGCCACCUAUCUCGCUAUGCCAUGGAGUUCUCGGAAGUGAAAGUCCUCGGCCGUGGUUCAUUCGGAGAGGUAUACCAUGUGAAGAACCAUAUCGACGGACAAAGCUACGCCAUCAAGAAAAUCCCUCUGAGCCAACGACGCCUGCAGCAGCUACAGUGUGGAAACCAGAACCAGCUCGAAACCAUCAUGAAGGAGAUCCGAACACUCGCUCGUCUUGAACAUACACACGUCGUUCGAUAUUACGGCGCCUGGGUGGAACAGGCACAUCCGUCCAGCUACCCUCCACCACAACCCAUCCCCCAGGCCUCCGUCGACCUGGAGCUCGAGCCGACCCAAAGCAGUUUCUCUAGUCAUGGAAUGACAGACAACCAAAGCUUCGGUGUUGUUUUCGAACACUCUGAACAAUCUGAACGCUCAUCAUCCCACCACCAAAUCUCGUCUUCCGACCACGAAUCGGAACCAUCCAACCCCCACCCCUCCGCCCACAGCACAGAAGACGACGAAGUGGAAUCCAUCCCCCGCAACUUCAGCCCUCGUUCGCACGAUCCCCUCUCAACAUGGGACGAAACCGACGACAACGACGACGACAUCUUCACCGACGGGAUGAGCGAGGCGCCAUCCAAACUCCAAAUCCAGCGUCGCUACCGCCCCGGCACGCAACUUCCCGCCGUGAUCCUCCACAUCCAAAUGUCCCUGCACCCGAUCUCCCUCAACUCAUACCUAAACCCCCAACCCAGCAUCCCCACACCCCGCCACGAGCACAACAACAACAACACCUCCCUCCCCCGACGACACUGCUACCACCUCAUCCCCUCCCUAAACCUCCUCCUCGACAUCCUCUCCGGAGUUGACUACCUGCACACGAAAGGAAUCAUCCACCGCGACCUCAAACCGGCGAACAUCUUCCUCUCCACCCCCUCCCAUGACACCAAAUCCCGGUCCCCUCCCCACUCCACCUGUCCACCCUGCCACAGCACCCACGGCCCAACCCCCCGAUACACCCACCCCCGGAUCGGCGACUUCGGCCUCGUAGCCGAUAUCUCGCACAUCAGCGACUGUCCCCCAGAACCCGCCUCCACCCAAGGGAAAAAGAUAACCCACGUCGUGGGCACGGAAUUCUACCGUCCCCCUUUCACCUCACCCUCCACCGCCAGUACCACCAAAACCCCCACAGAUGCAAUCAUCUACUCCAUCGACGAAACCCUCGACAUCUACGCCCUAGGCGUCAUUCUCUUCGAGCUCCUCUACCCGCUUAACACAAAAAUGGAGCGCCAGAUGGUGUUAACCGGGUUGACGCGCGGAUCACCGGGUAUCCCGGGCCCGUGCUUCCCGGAGGACUUCGACCGGAAGAUCGAUAUGGGGUGCGUAGUGUUGGACGGAGAAGGGGAUGGGAUAUUUGUCGCAGAGGUGUUGAGGACGUGUAUCCGGGGUAUGUUAGAGCCAGAUGCGAGGAAGCGGUGGCGGUUCCCGGAGAUUAGGGGAAGGUUGGAGUGGAUUCUCAGUUGUGUAAGGGAAUGAUAGAAUGAGAGAGAAUGUAGGGGUCGGGGUGGUUGGUCGAGAAGUGGCCGAGUUAGGUUAGGUUGGGUUGGGUUGGGUUGGUUGAUUGUUUGUCUAUUAGCGUUGUGA